This is a messenger RNA of Xenopus tropicalis (tropical clawed frog), 1314 nucleotides long. Its product is annotated as cyclin-O protein B-like. Lineage: Eukaryota; Metazoa; Chordata; Amphibia; Anura; Pipidae. The transcript is spliced from 2 exons. The record is from RefSeq and is a predicted model, not a curated record. The coding region runs from base 1 to 1314 and encodes 437 amino acids.
AUGAGAGAGACCGUUGGAGAGAGACCGUUGGAGAGAGACCGUUGGAGAGAGACCGUUGGAGAGAGACCGUUGGAGAGAGACCGUUGGAGAGAGACAGGCGAUGUGAGAGAAAGCGAGAGAGAGAGAGUGAUGGCGACUUUUAAUUCUAAGAAGAGAAAGAGAGAAGAGAAAAGAUCCGGAUGUAGCCAAAAGAAGAGCAAAUAUCGGCGUGACCAGCAUGGGACCUGUUGUCCAGUACCGGAGGAACCAACACCCGUACGGGACCAGUGGAACACCUUCACAGUAAUGGCAGAUGCUCUUCAGACAUUUGAAGAGUAUGGGGAGGAUGCCUACCUGUUCAACAAACGGCUGGAGAAGGACUUCUCACCACUGGAUUUCCUAGCAAACCAGCAUGAGGUAGAUCCAACCAAUUGGGAAGAAGUCACUAAUAUCUUAAUUAAGGUGCACAGGCACUUUUCAUUGGACUUUUCUACCCUGUGCCUUUCUGUCAACUACCUGGCUAGGUACAUCUCCCAGAGGCCACUGAAAGCGACCAUCCUAAAGCCACUGGGGGCCACGUGCUUGUAUUUGGCAACAAAAAUCAUGGGUAGAAAACGUCCAUCAGCAGAGGAUUUCCUGGAGCUGUUUGGGGAUGCUAAUUACACACCUGCCUAUAUUGCAUAUGUGGAGAAGAACCUUAUGUGCCAACUGGACUACCGGCUGCAAGGACCCACCAUUGAUUUUUUUCUUGAACACUUCUCCCUAAUAAGAGCAUCUAGCGAGAAGUGUUCAGGCAUCAUCACCAGAGCAGCCAAUGCCCUAACAGCUGCCAGAGGCAUCGCAGCACUGGCCAUGACACAAUAUGGUUUCCAUCAGUAUGCACCAUCUCUACUGGCUCAGUGCUGUCUUAAAGCUGCUGACAACAUAUUCGGAUAUAACACCGCGAAUGAAGAGGAGCCCCGUGACUAUCCUGCCCACCUCAUGCAGGAAUGCUUGGAGAAGACACUACUCCUGGUCUCUGCAAACAAGAACUUUUUGCAACAACUACUGCCAGGAGUCUUUCCAGAGACGCUUCAGGAGCAUUCUGCAUCUGCCGCCAUUCACAGCGGAAGCACUGAAGUUACAGAGCCAGCCGGGCAGCACCCAGGAACAUCAUCAAGGAGACCUAAGGAGACAGGAGCAGGCUCCCCCCGGAAGAAAGGUGGCGGAAAAUCUGCAGCUGCAUCCAGAAAAACAGGUAAAAGAGCAGAUCUCAUCAUCGUCUGCAUCAUUUAUUUAUAUGGCGACGACAUUGUCUCCAGCACUUUACCAGUAAAUUUAACAAACAGAAGCUAG